AUGUAUGGCGACCAACUAAGAGAGCACGCAUCCGAAUCCUCACUGUGCAUCAUCGUGCAAAAAAUCACACAAUUUUUCUUUUUCCCAUUAGAGUUAUUUUCCACGACGCUGACUUUUUAUCUUUGGUAUGCACUCGCACGAAAUGAUUUCACAAUCGAGCAGAAAUAUUGUCGGUGGGUUUCAAUUGCUAUUUGGGGAUUUAAUGCUAUUUAUCAGGUGGUCAGAUUGGGAUUCUCGAGCAAGUUGGACGAUUGGGGCGUGGAAGCUGAUCGGUUGCAUUGUAAAGCGACGUCUUUGAUGCAGAAUUGGUUGUCGUUUUUAAUAACGACAAGUAUAAUGACUUUUUUUGCUGUGAUUUUUACUCCCAAACACUCGAGAAGAUUUGCACGAACACAAAAUCGAGGAACAGCAGUAAAAUUGGGCGAAGCUGUUAGACUUUUAGUUUGUAGUCUUGUUUUUGUCGCGCUCCUUUUAGCCUCGUCUGUCCCAAGAAUAGUGAAACGUGCCAAUAGUAUUCCGGAUAGUGAGAAACUUACGAUUGCCGAAUAUACUGGGAGCAUUGUCGGAAUAGCACUCUUUUUAGUCUUUGGAACACGUCAUUCGGCGGCUCUGCUCCUUCCAUGCUUCUAUUACGAACCAACCGAAUCAUAUUUGAUCAAAAACACGGUUAAAUUACAAAAUAUAAGAAGAAAAGAAAACGACAAUAGCCACAACCGCCACCAUAGCACUAGUAAUUUCGAGAGAACCAUAUCACUCAAGAAACCUUUACGCAGCAUCAUCAGAAAAGGUAGCAAACAAUAUUUAAACAACAAAAAAAUCUCGAAAACAUUAAUACUCGAAAACAACUUUUCCAGUAAUAUAACUACGCCAAACCCAUCGCCGAGAUCAUUCUUAAGUGAGACGACGACUAUGACACAGAUGAGUGAGUUGAGUUUUGCUGACGAGUGGUAUGUGUCCAGAAGUGAUGAUACUGUUAUUAAAGUAGAUUAUGGCGGAGAAGUUUAG
Ambispora gerdemannii is the source of this 1005-nucleotide messenger RNA. The record is from the annotation of a GenBank genome assembly. Lineage: Eukaryota; Fungi; Glomeromycota; Glomeromycetes; Archaeosporales; Ambisporaceae.